GCAAACUGGCUCUGUCACCGGCUGGCUGUUUUGACAGGGAAUGAACCCUGCGAGCGCAGAAACCGGGUUAAAUAAAUGCGGCUUUGAUAAGGCUCUGCGGAGCCUGAGCGGAGGCCGGACGCGCCCUCGGACCGACGUACCAGGCGCUCAGCGCAAUGAGACUCGGCGGGCGGGGGGAGGGUUGGUGGUGGGGGUCAGAGCCCUGGGCCGCUCCACCGGGUGGCCUCCUCCGGGGUCCCUCCUCCCGCGGGGACGCCCCGCAGACGAAAGUGGGGGCUGGACCCCCCAGAGGCCCGCGUCCACCCUCUUGGCUGUCCCGUCGCGGUUCCGCGUGCGGGGGUGCAGGGCGGCUGAGUGGGUGGGGGGGCCGGGCAGGUGCGGGGCGCAGGCCGGGGCUCCCUCUCACCCAGGUGUGAGCUGAUUAUUCAAAUGGGCUGCCCCGGGUCUGGGGAUUGGAGGCCCGCGCCGGCGCGCCGCGCUAUAUCACCAGCCGCCCACGUCACUGCGGCACUUGUCCGCUGCGCGGUCCACACCUCCUCCCCCUCCCUCCUCCACCCCUUCCUCCUCCUCCUCCUCCUCUCCGCCCCCCCCCCCCACCCGCCCCCGCGCCGCGCGCUUCCCGCCGCCUCCGGGCAGCUCGGCACUGCCAGCCUCGGCCUCCACCGGGCAGCCCGUGAGCGCGGCGGCGGCUGGCGCUCCGGCGGCGGGGCUCAGCUCCGGGCCUCCUCCUACCCCCGGCCCCCUCCUCCCGCGACCCAGACCUCCCGCCCACUUCCCACCACCGCCUCCGGCCGGCCGAGGGAGCGGGGCCGAGAGACAGGGAGAGCGAGAGGGAGGGAGGGGACCGUGCCUCGGCCGACUUUUUUUUUUUUUUUUAAGGAGGGUGGGGGUGGGGGGGUGAUUGCCGGUCGUUUGUUGUGGCUGUUAAAUUUUAAACUGCCAUGCACUCGGCUUCCAGUAUGCUGGGAGCGGUGAAGAUGGAAGGGCACGAGCCGUCCGACUGGAGCAGCUACUACACCGAGCCCGAGGGCUACUCCUCGGUGAGCAACAUGAACGCCGGCCUGGGGAUGAACGGCAUGAACACGUACAUGAGCAUGUCGGCGGCCGCCAUGGGCAGCGGCUCGGGCAACAUGAGCGCCGGCUCCAUGAACAUGUCGUCGUACGUGGGCGCGGGCAUGAGCCCGUCCCUGGCCGGCAUGUCCCCCGGGGCGGGCGCCAUGGCAGGCAUGAGCGGCUCGGCCGGGGCGGCCGGCGUGGGGGGCAUGGGGCCUCACCUGAGCCCGAGCCUGAGCCCGCUAGGGGGGCAGGCGGCCGGGGCCAUGGGCGGCCUGGCGCCCUACGCGAACAUGAACUCCAUGAGCCCCAUGUACGGGCAGGCGGGCCUGAGCCGCGCGCGCGACCCCAAGACGUACCGGCGCAGCUACACGCACGCCAAGCCGCCCUAUUCAUACAUCUCGCUCAUCACCAUGGCCAUCCAGCAGAGCCCCAACAAGAUGCUGACGCUGAGCGAGAUCUACCAGUGGAUCAUGGACCUCUUCCCCUUCUACCGGCAGAACCAGCAGCGCUGGCAGAACUCCAUCCGCCACUCGCUGUCCUUCAACGACUGCUUCCUCAAGGUGCCCCGCUCGCCCGACAAGCCCGGCAAGGGCUCCUUCUGGACCCUGCACCCCGACUCCGGCAACAUGUUCGAGAACGGCUGCUACCUGCGCCGCCAAAAGCGCUUCAAGUGCGAGAAGCAGCUGGCCUUGAAGGAGGCCGCGGGCGCCGCGGGCGGCGGCAAGAAGGCGGCCGCCGCCGCCGGGGCCCAGGCCUCGCAGGGUCCGCUCGGAGAGGCGGCCGCCGGGCCGGCUCCCGAGACUCCGGCGGGCACCGAGUCACCCCACUCAAGCGCCUCCCCGUGCCAGGAGCAUAAGCGAGGGGGCCUUGGGGAGCUGAAGGGGACGCCGGCCUCGGCGCUGAGCCCCCCGGAGCCGGCGCCCUCGCCCGGGCAGCAGCAGCAGCAGGCCGCGGCCCACCUGCUGGGCCCCCCGCAUCACCCGGGCCUGCCGCCCGAGGCCCACCUGAAGCCGGAGCACCACUACGCCUUCAACCACCCCUUCUCCAUCAACAACCUCAUGUCGUCAGAGCAGCAGCACCAUCACAGCCAUCACCACCACCAGCCCCACAAAAUGGACCUCAAGGCCUACGAACAGGUGAUGCACUACCCCGGCUACGGGUCCCCCAUGCCGGGAAGCCUGGCCAUGGGCCCGGUCACGAACAAAGCGGGCCUGGAUGCCUCGCCCCUGGCCGCAGACACCUCCUACUACCAGGGGGUGUACUCCCGGCCCAUUAUGAACUCCUCGUAAGAAGACAGCGGCGACCCGGCUAGCCCGGGACCCAGAUGGGAGAGACAGGAAGUGGGGUGGAGACUCUGAGGAAGGGCUGCUGGAAAGGUGCAAGGGAGAAGGACCCUUCACAGCCUGCCCCGCCCCCCCACAGAGGUCUCCCCUUACCCUCUGCAGUCCUUCCCUCCCUCACGUGGGCCACACUGAUGUCUACCAUCCUAUUUAAGGAGGGAAAAAGAAAAAGCUAAACAGUUUUUAAAAAAGAAGAAAAGCCUCAGUUUCCACUACUGUGUAGACGCCUGCUUCUCUAAAAACCUGCCAAUUCUUGACUUUUUGUUGUUGUGGUUCCUCUUCAUUGCUGUUGUUGCAGGGAAGUCUUACUUUAUUAAAAAAAGAAAAAGAAAAAAACACAAACUUUUGUGAGUGACUCAGUGUAAAACUAUGUAGUUUUAACAGAAAACAAGAGUUGUACUAUUGUUUUAAAAAGAGAAAAAAAAAAUAAUGUAAGGGACUGUUGUAAAUGCCCAAGAAAAGAAAAGAAAAAAGCAUUUGCAUUCUUGAUACGGUGAAAUCCAGGUCUCAAGUCUGAUUAAUUUAUGGUUUCUGCGUGCUUUAUUUAUGGCUUAUAAAUGUGUGUUCUGACUGCAAGGACCAGAGUUCCACAAAUCUAUAUUAAAGUGUUAUUGCCAGUUUUUUGCUUUGAAUCUUCAAGAUUUUUUUUCCUUUGCCUGAUUUAAAAAAAUAAACAUAUCCGGGAUAUAUUUUAAAAUUGAGGGAGGGAGACCCUGACUGGUUGCAGGUUUUAUUUUAUUUGGAGGGUGAUGGUUGCUGCUUUAUCAACAUUUUAUUGUUAACAUUUUCAGACAAACUUAGAGUUGAAUGAAUUUUACAGUAAACAGACACAUACCCAUUGCUCAGAUCCUAUAGUUCUCAGCUCAGUAUACUUGUUAUACUGGAUGUCUGACCCAUCUAUCCACACCUCCAUCAGUCUACUUAUGUUCCUAGAUGCAUUUCAGAGUAAAUUUCAGACUUCAGUACACUUCACCCUAAACACUCCAGCAAGAACAUCAUUAAUGGAACUCAACAUUGUUCAAGGUGACUUUUUGAAUUUUGAGUUUAACUUUACACAAAAUGAAACUCAAAGAUCCCAGGUGAGCCAUUCUGGGGGUUAUGGGGUUGAUGCAGGUUCAUCUCCAAAGCCUGGCAAAAAACACACUCCAUAUCCAUAUUUUCCAGCUGGGCCAUGUGAAGGUGAAAUGUUGCUGACAUCUCUUGCACACUGGGGCUGGUUUCUCUUGGAGGAAAAAAAAAAAAAUCCUGGAUUUCUUGGGUUGUUUUUUUUUGUUUGUUUGUUUUUGCUGUAUUUCCAAUCCUGGGCCUAUCUUCACAGUGAGUCCAGAUUGGACUUGCAAACUCCUGGUGCAGCCCUUUUCCUUUUCGUCAUUGCCUCUCUCUUCACCUUUUCCUGGAAUUGGGACUCUACCUGCAUUUGACAACAACAGGCCUCUGUUUAGGAUCCACCACCACCCCAUCCCACCCUCUACCUUCACUUAGAUGUUCUGCACAACCUUGGUAGAACUUGCUGCAGCCUAGAGGUAGUGAGGCUUCUGGAAUCAUGCAUUUGAGCAUUUGGUCUGGAGAAACAAAGGACUUUCUCCUGGAAGUGAUUUUAAAGGGAGCUUGGAGUUCUGAUGGAAAUCUUUAAAAUAGGUAUAUUGGGGAAUGAGGCAGAGGUAAGAAGGUGUCCGGCAUGUCUGGCCAGGUGCCCCCUGCCAGGGGUUGGAUUCCAGGGGUCUGCAGGUUUGCGCCCUACCCUCCAAACUCCUGGGACCUUGCCAAGUGACCUGUUAGGCCAGGUUAGCAAGCCAGGAUUACAGGGCCAAAGAGAUGAGUGGGUAUGCUGUGAUCCUUAAAGGAAAACCCCAAAGCAUAAAGGAAGACCCAGAAUAAAUUCUUACAAAUCACACUGCCUCCUUUCAAAAAUAGCCUAGCAGGAGUAAAAUCAGGGCCAAUAAGAGCGGAAACCUCAGAGGCCAAAUGGGGGUUGUGUGGGCAGAGUGGGCUCCGCUUUGGUUUUGCCGGAGGCAUCUGCUGGCUUGCCAGCUGGCCAGGCUAAGGCAGAAGCCAGUGGGCUCUAGGGGCCCCCGGAGACUUGGGGUCAUCCAGGGCACAGCUAGCUUGCAUAGGGUGAAAAUUUCUGGAAUGAGAGGCCAAAACUUUAGGCCUUGGGUUUCUAAGCCCAGGCUCCCGUGUCCGGACUAGAUCUUUGGGCUUCUUGACCACCCAAACUUGAAGUGUCCCUGGCAGUUGCCUGAAGCCUGGACACCACCUGUCAGAUCGCCCUCUGCCACCUCGCGGGAUCUCUCUGCCCCUAAAACCCUGGCCUUCCCAUGCGCUUUAGGGGGGUUUGUACUCGCCUCCUCCUCCCGCCUCCAAAUCCCUUUUUAACAUGCCACAUUGUCCCGAAGAACACAAGGAAGAGAAAUUGGGGAGGGAGAGGGGGAGGAGAGGGGAUGGUGGAGGGGUAGGCGAUCCGGAGGCCGCAGCCAGCAAUCAGGGCCGUCUCUCCCCCUGGCAGGGACACACACGUCGUGAGCCCAGCCUGAAAUGUGUUUCAUUAUCACAUAAAAGGCUCCUGCGGCGAAGGAGCCGAGAGGCAGGGCCGGGGGCCGAGUGCGGGACAAUGAGGGCUGAAAGCGCUGCCCUAACCUGCUAUGUUUCCUAUCGCACGCCCAUUGUGCGAGGGUCGUUUUAAACUACUUAGCGCGCCCCCCUCCACUGAUCCCGGCCGAUAAGAUAUAGUUCUGUAGGAAUACUUAAAAAGGAUGUCGGGGAGCCGGCCGCUCCGGAGGCUUUUCGGCGCAUCCUGAGUCUUUCGGCCCCCUACCCUCUCGCCCUAGCCCCUACUCACGCCAAGGCCCCCAGCUUAACUGGCGCUCACACUGCCCUCCGCCCGCGUCCCCCAACUCUGAGUAGUAGGGUGCAGCGUCUCUUUUUCCCUCCCUCUCCCUCUCUUUUUCUUCCUUUUCUGCGCGCGGGUUUAAGCAACCGUGAUCUGUGAAUAAACAGUCAGUAAACAACCGAAAAAAAACAUUCUAGAUCCGAAUUCCAGGAGGGUAAACUUUCCAGGCCACGUCACACUUCAGCAAAUUUGCACAGAUAUUAUAUUGCCCCCUCCUUUAUUAUUCUUUCUUCUUCUUCUUCUUCUUUUUUUUUUUUUUUUUUUUGCAGGAUCCCAUUGUACUUAACUGAAUUUUAUAACGCUGAUCGAUAUCUUGGUAAAAUAUUCAUUUUUAAACUAGCGGGCAGUGAAAUCUUUGCUUUGUGUGCUAAAGUCAACAGUCGCUCGGUUUGAGCUCAAAUAAAUGCAGGGAUGCCUCGGCUCGGAGCAGUCGGCCGCCUCCCUCCGCGCUCUGGACGCUCUGCUGCCGCCGCCCGUCCGUCCACCCGCCCGCCCGCCCGCCACACCGCAGGGACCCCUGGAUCCAGACCAUCUCAACUACGGCUAUGAAAACAGACCCGUGUCCCCCAGAAUUUUUAACCCGUCCUUAAGUUGUGGUCGUGCCCUGGCUACUCGGGACCGUAUAUCCAAGGAGAGUUGUGGGGGACCAGUUUGUGUUUGUCAUUUUCAAAACCAAGCGGAGGAAACGGCGGCCAAUUAAAAUGACAUAUUUUUAUUUGCCUCGCACGUUGUCAGUGAUUUGUCCCCGGGGAUCCACAAUUUUCCCAAGCCUGUUAACGGGUGACGAUGAAUGAGUGCCUCGUGUAAUUUAAUUUUCCUGUCACACUAAAUAGAGCUACAUUGUAAACCUUAGAUCUACUCUUACUGAUAGGAUCGCCUUGUUUUGCCAUUUGCACCAUAAAGACCCCCAAAAGGGACACUGUAUUGUGACCUCUACUCUUGAAUUAUUCAAGAACUUAAUGACAUUUUCCAUUUUAAAAAGGGGAACUAAUUGCCAUUGAUGUAAAGCAUGUGACCUUCUCUGGGUGCCCAGUAUGAGAAUGUAGCCAUCUGUAUUCGGACCCCAGAGCUGGGAAACUGCAGGAUGCUGGCAAAAUAGAAGAAAGAUGUGAACAGAAAUGAGCUUCAGAUGGACACUGGAUUCAAACAUAUUGUUCAGUUUCACCCCAAAAUCCUCUCAUCUAACCUAAAAUUUGUAUUAAAAAAGCCUAUCAACUCAGGCCUGGUUUGGGGGCACGACAUGACUUUUUAGCUACAACAGGAACAGUAAAAAUUGUAAAAUCCACUAGUCCUUCAUUAAUGUUAAAUUACUUUGUGUGAUAGCGAGCAAAAUAUAUAAUCAUCUACUGCCCUGCUUCCUUUCUUUCUUUUCGCAAUGAAACUCGCAACUGUAAAGAAAUUGAACCUUGGUAUUUGCUAUUUGAAAAUCAGUCUUGAGUUUCUAGGAAAGCCAGCGCUGAAAUUCUUCAGUAUCAGAAUUCUCACUUUUCAAAUUACUUGAAAAUGGAGGUUCAUCUUUCCUCAAAGUAAAAAGAGUUCCGGUGUAUUCCCUAUUGGUCUUUCACUCUUUCCGCAGCGCCCAGAGGAAAGAAAAGUGAGAGAAAAUGAGAGAAAACUUCUACCAAUAUUGUCUGGCUUCAAAAAUUCACAGAUGAGAGUAUGAAGAUGAUCUGAUGGUUUUCCUGAUUCAUCUAAGUCCACUGCCAGCAUUAACUGUGAUAAAGUCUGAGUGGAUUGGGAAGUAAAAUACUUUCCCAGGUUGGGCUGCAGAUAUUUCUUUUGAACUUUUUAAAGUGAUGCCUGAGACAAGGAACUGUCAUUUCUGCAUCGAGUGGGCAGUUCUUUUUAAAAUGACACUGAAUAGACACAACUCUGGUUUCACGGAGACUAAAUAUCCUCUGCGUGAGGCUGCAAAUCCACAUCUUUCUCUUGUAACAUCACUGGAAAAGAAUAUGAGGUGCAUUUGAACAUUUAACUUGGUUCUAAUGAAGCCCAUGUUACGUCAACAAGCUGGACCUGGACGGAAUCGCUGCUGGGGCCAGCCAGAAGUCAGGAUAGAAUGCCCAGCCCUUCAUCUGUACAGGGGUGUGUGUGCUUAGGCUCUGAGUAGUAUCCGCCUCCUUGAGACAUCAUGGACUGUAGCCUGACAGACUCCUCUGUCCGUGAGAUUCUCCAGACAAGAACACUGGAGUGGGUUGUCGUGCCCUCCACUGUACAGGAGUGGUAAGUGUUGUUUUAAAGGAGUUUGUUAUAAGGCUGUUGUUGCCCAAAUCAUAUAAUAGGGCAACUGUUUUUGUAUUUCUUUAAAAGAAACCUGUUUCCCUCCUUUCCUUGGUAUCAUGCUUUCUUUGUGUACAACAUAGCAGAAAAAAAUUGAAUAAGGAUACAUAGUUCUUAUUGUCAGAUAAUAAGGACAUACUUAAGAAAUAUGUUUGAAACCAUCACAAUAUUAUAAUUAUCUUCCAAUUAAAAAUAAAUUUAAGAAAAGAAAACAUUUCAAGUCAAGAAAAGUUGGCACACAUAUAGAGUGUCAAUCCAUCUUCUUGAAUAUUUCCUGUGAUUAAGGCAACACUUUCUGGGUCAGAUGUUAAUUUAAUUAUAGAGAUUUUUCAUCUGGUUCUUCACAUUUAAAAAUGUUUCCAACAACUUGCUGUAGACUAUGAGACACACAAGAAAUUAUACAUGUCUCUUUAGCAUUGUGUAGUGUCAUAAUCCAGUAAUUUUUUUCACAAUGACAGUAGGCACUAGAAAUGAAAAUUUCAUUCAUUUUUCAAACUGUCACCAUGGAUAACUUAUAGUUAUUUUUCUUCUCAUUUCAAAAAGCAACCCUCUUGCUCUGGGACCACUUGAAGUGCAUUUUAAGUGCUGUGGAAAAGUUUGCGGCAUCUUUAGAGCAUGGCAGAGCCCUCUCUCCUGGCUUCAUUUUUGGGUCUCACGCCUUCUGAAUGGAUUUCUGUGUUGACAAUUCAUAGAGCCUGGAGGAGGGGUUCUAUCUUGAUUGCACUCAAGUGGAAGGUGCUACAGGGGUAUGCAAGAGAUUCUGAUUUAGGGCCAUGCUUUAUCCAGUUCCCAUCAUCAGUUUUCCCCUGCCUCUAAAACAGAAGGCAGGAAGAAAGAAGAAAGAAAACAAAACACAACGUUGAAACAUAUUCCCAUUUGGCCAUUCUUGAAAAGGUAAGUACCUCAUCCACAGGGCAGGAUGCCAUUGUAGUGUUUCAUCUGGAAAUGGGCUCUUUAUUUCUCCAUCAAGCCUGGUGGGAAGGGCUGCACCGGGCCUUUGCCUUUGUGUCUGUUGGUUUGGGUGGAGUUCAAGAGAUAACCAAGAGAUCACUUUGGUUCUUUGUCAAGAUGCUGUACGCUCACUGAAAGGGAAGAAUGAGACAACUAUUGAGGGGCAAAUGAUUUAACUUAGGAUUCCUAGGCAGAUAAAUACAAUCAGGCCAGCUUGCACUUUUUCACAUAUAAUGUCUUCAGUUUCCUAGGUUCCAGAGGGGUUGAGCAGCAGCUGGGGGCUGGGGGCUCAUCCUCCUCUGUUAACUGACCCCCAAGAAGACCAAGAGGGGCAUGUGUUCACCCUCUGCCUGAAUUUAGUUACAUCCUUCAUCUCCUUUACAUAUUUUGACUGCUUGAUAUAUGGGUUUUUUCUUUUUUUAACGUCAGCACUAGAGACAUUUGACACUAACAUCUGGCGUCAAACAUUUGACAUUGACAUUUGACGCUAACAUCUGGUUCCGUUUAUCUGAAUGUGUCCACCCAAAUACAUUUACUGGACUUCUGACUGUCCAUUUUUAUUUCUUGGGGAAUGACAUCAAACCAGGAUACCACUGACACGAUGACUACAAAUUCCUUUAGAAAAACUCAGUUUCUUCUCUCUAGCCAAUACUUGUUUAAUAAACAGGGACUGCAGCUUGGAUCUGGGUCAGGACCCUGCUUAUGCUGGGAGACAGCUAUGCACAAUGGGUAAAUGUGCCUUUUGGUGUAGAAACACCCUGCUGUUUAUGUCCUCUUUCUUCUGGGAGGUUGUGGGGGCUGGGGGCCACAAAACUCCUACAGGACUUUGCACCUGGUGGAUGAAGCUCACAUGUUACCAGUAUAGCUUCUCCAGGAUGCAGAUUAAAUGUGUGGAUCAUGGAGUAAUUAAACAGUGGACAAAACAUGCCUUGAGUUCAUGGAGGCUGAAUACUCUGGACAUAAAAGCCACCAACUUUGUAAUGAAAAUAUAGGGACUUUUCAAAAUAGGCCGUCAGGAUGCGGUUUACUUUUCAAACGAGAUUGUAACGACAGCCUAACCCUCUUUGACUGUAUUCUUCUGUUUUCUGUAGAUUUGCUUAUUCGCAGAUACUGGGACAAAAAGAUGAGCUGGAGGGAGGAUGCUUGUGCUCCUGAGAGGCCCACAUGCCUGAAAGCACACAAGCUUCUCCCGGUGCUGAACUCCGACCUUCACAGGAGAGCCCCUAAAAGUGCAUAACCCUGCCGUCAGCCUGCUCCUGGGGACCUUACCCCACAGUUCCCCAUGAGGGUCUGGGGAGUGAGGUGGGUUCUGGACAUGAAUAUGAGCUCUCGGCAUGAGGGAAGCGAUGCAAGAAAAUCACAAUUUGCAGACUUGGGCCAAACUACCAGACCAACAACCGCCAGAACUAGUCAGCACCAAGAUACGAAAACACAAAACAUUAAAGUUGCCCAAGUAUACGCUUAACCUCCCCAAAGUUACUAAAGCUUCUGAUGAAUGAAGAACGAUGAGCAGCAAGUUGUCUAAGUCCUUGGCUGAAGGCAUCAUUACUUCUCAAUAACCAGAUAAAGUCCACGAGCUCAGAGUGAUUGUUUGGGGGCAAAAGUGGUUCAGGGACCAUGCCUCGUGGUUUUCUUUGCUGGCCAAUAAAGCAUGGGCAAUUGGCCACUGCCUCACAGAAGGAACAAGAGUGGCCAGCCUGGAAACAAGCCCUGUGAACUUCCCCCAGGGGGGUGCUUGUGCCCCAAGGAGCCCAGAACCUGAUGGGCACAUGCCUGGAUGCCUCUGCCAUCUGCCCAGCAUGGCACACACUUGCAGUGCUGAUGAGGACGCAUCCCCAGAGGGAGGGACUGGCCAUGACCCAAGGGAGGCCAGUGUGGACAGGGCUGUACUGCCCUUAGCUCCAUUUCUAGGUUUUAGGGUAAAGAAAGUCCACCCCACAAAAAAAGGAUGGAACUCAACUUCUUUUUUGAAGACUGAGUGUCCCUCACAAGCUUCAGUGGGGGUUUCUAACAGUGUUAUUUUUUCAAUGUGCUUUGUCUCUGUGGAGAGGUUUCAGAAAGCCCUUGAAGUCCUUAGCCUUAAAUCCGUGUUAAUAGGGGAAGUCUCUCCUCUCUCUCUUUUUUUUUUUUUUGGUGGUGGGGCAGUUUGGCUGGGAGCAGUGCUGACCCAGCCAGCACUCGGGUAGACCCGCUAUCAUUGGCAGGGCACUUAUUAACCAGCGCUCAUUUGCAGGAUCAAUAUUUCCAGCAAAAGAGUCCACACUGCAGAUACACCACUAUGUCUCAUUUUUUUUUUUUUCCUUGACAGACGAUUUAUUUUAUAAAUACAUCUGCUGAAGAAGAAAAGGCUGUCCGAAGGACUGUGUCUUUUAUCUCUGGGAUAUGCAAAGCACAUUUAUUUUCAGCUUUUAUCUCCGGAAUUGUAUGCUGAUCCCAUACAUAUAGAUUGAUUUUGUUCAGGUAGAUAAUGAAAAGUCAAGUGGAAAAUUACACAAUGGCACUCGCGAUCCUGGUCUUAUAUCGGUAUAUAAAUUGGUUUAUUAUUUCAUUCUAUUAAAGAGGCUUUUUUUUAAUUUAUUUGGUACCAGGAAAACUUCAAAAUACAUCAAGUUGUCAGCCUCACUGAAUUUUCUUUUGGGGGAGGAAGAGAAGAGGGGGCAGGGGGAGAUAAUUUCUCUGGCUGCUUCUGUUAAUUGUAUGGGCUAAAUGAGCUUGUACUGGGCCACUUCGAAGCCGCACAUGCAGUUUCUGUAACUCUGGAAGCUUCCUGGGGCCAGGACAAAGAUAACCAUCACACAUAUCCUGAUACACAGGUGGAUAUUUUUUCACUCCAGGCAUUUCUAAAUUUUGUCACAAUGACAGGAAAAGAGGCAAGCCACUCUACCACUGGCCGUGCCACCACCCCCAGCACCAAGAGGCCAGAGGGGAGAAGGUGGCAGCUGGAUAAAGGCCACCACCAAGGGACAGCUUGGAGCCAGAAUCCUGAAGGAAGCGUUAUUAAUAAACAUCUCUUGGACAUUUGGUAGCCCGUGGAGCCUGCUCCAGCUUAAAGCAAUUAAUUCAGGACACUGACAUAAACUCUCCAGGUCUUUGACAGCUUGGAGCCGAAAUAAAAAUGCUAGUUCUCCGGGGAAGAGAAGGGGAUGGCUAGCUCUUUUCUGGACUGUUUGCUUAUAGGCCCAGAGAGCAACCUUCCUUGCCGAAUGAAAUGCAAGGGCACAAACAAUGUACCAGGGAGAGAAUAGGAGAUGGGAAUGAACAGUUUGAACUAUUUGCUCAGCAGAAGGGCACCACAAUGCGGGGCUGGUGGCUUUCCCAUGCAGCCACCAUCCCUUCUUUGCAGUCUUUUGUUGUCUCUUGGCUCCUUUGGCCAGAUAAGAGCACAGCUGCAGCCUUGCAGCUAAGUAAGGCUGCACUCAUCCCCCUAAAUCUCGGGGUGUCUUUACUGUAACGGGUGAGGCGUGGCUGUCUUUUCUUUCACAGGGACAGUGAGGGAGGGAAGGGCAGAAUGGAGCGGGGGACUGUGACAUGCCCAGUGUCCGAAUUCCUGAGUUUUUUCUUUCUUUCUGAAAUCCAAGCUGUGAUCAGGCAGGAUCUUUGUGGAGUAUUUCAAUGGAAGGGUUCAGUGACUUGUAUUGGUUGCCAAGCCAAAAUGUUGCCUUUGGGGGAACGAAAGGGGAGGAGGUGAGUGUGUAAAACAAGGAAGGGGAGGGGGGUAAAAUUUUUGAUUUAAACACUCACAUUCUUACAGCUGCUGAAAAGAAGGGGAAGUUUUGAAUUAGCCAUUUUGAAAUUGUUCAAUGAUGAUUUCGUCACUUCUGAAAAUCAUUUUGGACUCCUCCUUUCCACACUUAAUCUUUUCAGAGUCCUAGUGAAUAGAGGUUGCCAUAAGCAGAGAGAGAACAGGAUGAGCUGGUGAUGGGACAUAAAACAUGUUUGUAAUUUCUGUAAAUUAGUCCUUUAAAUUAAUCGAAGUAAAUGUCUCCUAACAUAUGAUUGAAAUGUUCUUUCCCAUUUGCUCUUUUAAAGUCAGAGCCUAUUUUAAAUGCCAUAAGAGAAAGUAGACGUGAUAAUAAUAUAAAAAUAAGCAUAAAGUAUGGCUUACAUUAGGUUGGUUUUAAAGUUAAGAUCUGCACCAUCCGUGUGUUCAAACUCAGUGGGUUUUGCCACGAACGCUGGUUUGGGAACUGGGCAACAAGGCUGCAUUCUAUUCUAAUAAGGUUUAUUUAGCUUGAAAGGCUUUGUAAGGUGAAAAGGCAAAAAGUGUAACCCCAAAGAAAAUUAAUAGUUUACUAAAAUUGCACAAAAUGCCAGACCAGAAAGCCACUUGCCGGAAAUACAAAGUUUCAAUCCUGUGUGUGUGUGUGUGUGUGUGUUUCACACUGACAAAACCGGUAGGAAAAAACCCUGCUGUGGAUUUUUCCUCCUGGAUUGUCAGAAGGGAAGGCCAUGAAACCAAAGGCUGUCCAUCGAGACACAGCUCCCAAAGACCGACCUCACAGGUGGCCCCGCAGGAAACAGAGCACCUGUGUCUAGCCGGGGUCCCUCGCUUCAGCCCCACGGCCAUGGCCAGGGCCACGCGGGACAGGGUGACCCUGCCCACCCACAUGCUCAGCGACUGCCCACUUUGCUCAGGAUAUGUUGUGGGAGGCCAUUGUCCAGUAGAGCUUUGAAGUAGUUUUAACACCAAGGAGAUCAAAUUUAGUGAAAAGGGUUUGUGUGUAUAUGUGUGUGUGUGUGUUCCAGCCUGUGUGCAAUGCAGGGAAAGGGGAUGGACAACAGGGAUGUGUUCUUUUAGGUAUUUGCAUGUUUGAUGGCCCCAGCAAUAGACAGAAAAAAAGAAUCUUGUAACACAUGUCAUAUUUGGUAUGACUUUGUAUAAACAUGUAUGUGUGAAUGACAGUCUUUUUUGUUUAAGGACUAUAAUAAAAAUAUCAAAUCUGA
Molecule: messenger RNA, 13461 nt
Organism: Bubalus bubalis (water buffalo)
Lineage: Eukaryota; Metazoa; Chordata; Mammalia; Artiodactyla; Bovidae
Gene: FOXA2
Product: forkhead box A2
Exons: 3
Coding region: 942-2345 (467 amino acids)
Biological process (GO): cell differentiation; regulation of transcription by RNA polymerase II; anatomical structure morphogenesis
Molecular function (GO): RNA polymerase II cis-regulatory region sequence-specific DNA binding; protein domain specific binding; DNA-binding transcription factor activity, RNA polymerase II-specific
Source: RefSeq, a predicted model, not a curated record